AUGAAUGUCUGGUCAGGGUCCGUCAAAACGAAUUCGGACUGCAACCUAGAAGGAAUUCGAUUAAUUGAUCCAAACUCCUACUGGCAGUCCGAGCUUUCAAAAGAGUCCCAACUAAGCCUCCAAAGCUUUGUCAAUCCAGCACUCAUUCCACUCCAUGCACGCGCAGGCCCCAACCUAGAAUUACAUACAAGCCAUGCGGGGACAUCACAAUGGCUGAAGGAGAAGCUAACCGGCUCCCUGUGGCUAAACGAUGAAGACCCAGCCCUCCAGAAAUCCCUCCAGUGCCCAGUCGGCCUGCUGGUCAGCGUCGACGGCAACACAAAACAAGGCGGCGCAGCCACAACAAACCUCCUCGUGUACGGCGUAUUAGCCAGCGCAAGCUAUACACGCCCACCUACACCACCACACUCCUCCCCAUCAGAGCUCCCAGACCCAACAACCACAUUACCAUCCCCGAGGGCUCCAUAUGAACUCAGCAUCUAUGCCGCACCACUGUCCACCUCCCGCCUCACCCAGGCGCAAGCCUACCCAUCACCACCACGAAGCGCAGCUGGCGAACACAGCAUACCAAAUACCCGGCAUGCCGAGUUCCUCCCAGAUAUCAGCUCCCCAAGCCCUAAGCGCAAACGAGUAGCAACUCUCUUCGAAGUCGCUGCCCAGCACCACCGCCGCGUCCGUCAGCGCGGCGGCGAAGCAGUCUCCCAACUGAUGGCACCUUCACGCCCUCUCUCCUCGUCCCAAAAUUUGCAGUCAUUGCGCAUAAAGCGCGAACCAGAUGACGAGGUUUCCUCCCUCCCAUCUCUGGACCGCAUAGCACAUGCACGCAGAUCGAGGUCAGUGUCCAUCGGCGCAAAUCUCCACCGACCAGGUAGCGUGCGCGGUAAUCGCGCAACAGCAGAUCCGCAAAAGCGCGCACAAACACCAACGCCAUUUUUGGACUCUGGAAUUGGAUCUGGAUCUGGAUCUCGACCUAGCUCUCGUCGGGAACCAUUCCAAUCCCAACUACAACCCCAACCAUCGAAUCUAUCAUCAGAGGAAAAGCCAACCUCAGUACCGGGAUCACCAUCCAAAGACCCUGAAACAAUAGUGUCGGAGAACAAGAACCUAAUAACUCGCACGAUAUUAACAUGCAUGCGUCUUUACGGCUUCCACCGCGCAAACAAUACACGCACAGCCUCGAUGAGCAAAGCGCCCGGCGGAGGCGCAGAUGCAGAAGCCGAUACAUCGGGAACGACACCAGCGCCUGAGUCUUUCCGUGCUGAGACGCCUGCGCCGGGUGUUUCUGCUGACGAUGAUGAGUUCAAGGCUAUGUAUCAUGCUACGUACAAGGCUGCCGCAUUUGCGUUGAGGAGGUAUUUGAAAACUGGAAUUCCCGGGUGUGUGUCUGGGCCUGUGGUUUUGCAGAAGGAGAAGGCUAUGACUUGUAUUGAUGAGUUGUUGAGGUUGUUCUGUGAGGAGCAUUGA
Messenger RNA from Penicillium nucicola, 1464 nucleotides. RefSeq lists its product as uncharacterized. The record is from RefSeq and is a predicted model, not a curated record. NCBI's taxonomy places the organism in Eukaryota, Fungi, Ascomycota, Eurotiomycetes, Eurotiales, Aspergillaceae. The transcript has 2 exons. The coding region runs from base 1 to 1464 and encodes 487 amino acids.